Molecule: messenger RNA, 596 nt
Organism: Ochlerotatus camptorhynchus
Lineage: Eukaryota; Metazoa; Arthropoda; Insecta; Diptera; Culicidae
Exons: 2
Coding region: 123-491 (122 amino acids)
Source: RefSeq, a predicted model, not a curated record
CAGAUUGUUUUGAUUUUGCUCUUGCUGGUUCGAAAUUACAUACCGCGAAUUUUCGUGGAAAUUACUGAAAAUUCCAAGGUAAGUAACCCAUCCGAAGCUGCCCGUGUACUGCGGACCCCGGAAUGACGCUAUUUCCUCAGCCACGAUGGCUUCGGCGGUGGAUCCGACGCCGGAUGAAUCCUCUACCGGUGGACAAGGCUGCCAUCUGGAAGGGACGACUCAGUAUCGUGUACAGCAUCGUGGCCUGGAACGCGCUCGGCUGGGUCGGUUACAUGAUCUACACCGGCCGGAAUGAUUGGGCCAAGUUCUACGGCUACAAGACGGAAGAGGAAGCAUCCAUGCCGCAAGCAAUAAGAUUCGCGAAGCAGCUGAGCAUGCCAAAUGCUCACGUGAUGAAGUUUUCCGGCCUCUCCAAAACGGACGAGUACGACCUGAAGGACAAUGAAGUCGUCCGACCGGAUGGUAGUCAACCGAAGGAUGUUUCGAAGUGAAUAAUGCAACUAUUCCCGACUGCAGAUUUUUCCUUUUGUAGAUAUAAAUUUUAAUGCUAUCUAAUAGGUUUACUUUGAUGAUAAAAUAAAGAAACAAAGCUAUAA